This is a messenger RNA of Lachnellula hyalina, 384 nucleotides long. Its product is annotated as Fatty acid-binding protein. Lineage: Eukaryota; Fungi; Ascomycota; Leotiomycetes; Helotiales; Lachnaceae. Gene Ontology annotation, cellular component: cytosol. The record is from RefSeq and is a predicted model, not a curated record. The transcript is spliced from 3 exons. Bases 1 to 384 code for a protein of 127 amino acids.
AUGUCUUUCAAGAAUGAUGCCUUUCCCGCCUCUGCGGCCUUCGACGUUAUCAAUAGCGCGAUUACAUCUUCUGAUGCCGAACGAAAAGAUGCCAUCAAGAAAGGGAAUGCUAUUUUCGCCUUCACAUUGAAGAACAAGGCCGGGGAGACGGACAGCUGGCACAUUGAUCUCAAGUCGAAAGGAGAGGUUGGAAAGGGUCUUGGAGAUGAGCCUACAGUUGUCCUUUCUCUUUCUGACGAAGACUUCGGCAAGUUAGUUGAAGGCAAGGCGAACGCACAACGGUUAUUCAUGUCAGGCAAGCUGAAGGUCAAGGGGGAUGUCAUGAAAGCCACCAAGCUAAAUCCAAUAUUGAGCAAGGCGCAGACUGCCAAGGCGAAGCUUUAG